This is a messenger RNA of Ruditapes philippinarum (Manila clam), 3825 nucleotides long. RefSeq lists its product as uncharacterized. The record is from RefSeq and is a predicted model, not a curated record. The coding region runs from base 310 to 2115 and encodes 601 amino acids. The transcript is spliced from 9 exons. Lineage: Eukaryota; Metazoa; Mollusca; Bivalvia; Venerida; Veneridae.
UAUAAUAUGGUAAUUGUUCGAUUAAUUUAGUUUUUGUUUUUAAAAUGUAAAAAUCAAGUAGUCUGAAUCCGGAAAUAGGAGGAUGGAAAAAAAAUCAACAAAUGAAAUUUGAUAACUCCGACUGGUAGUUAUAAAAGGAUGUUUUCCAGCAUGUUAGAUAUAAAAACUUGAUGAAGGACUAAUCUAUGGUCAUUUUUGAUCAACAGGAAGUGGUUGCGGAAUAGAAAAAAAACUGUGCGUGAUAUUGAAUUAAACAAUAGAUAGAAUCAUGGUGAAAUAUUUAGUUAAGUGAGUCAGUCUAAAACAAAAAUGGAGAAAAAUAUUGAGAAUAAGUCAAGUGGGAAUAAAGAUAACCAUGGAGACGGAUUAAAUGGUCUUAAAUCAACAUGGAAACAGUUUGAUAAUGCUGGUUCCAGCACUCUAGUGCAGUUAUGUGGUUCAUUAGCCGGAAGCCAGUAUGACAUUGUUACUAAGGAGAUUGUUGCUCUGCUGGGUCCAGUUUUUGCCUGUGGGGAAUCCGAGCUGGUUCUCGGAAGAUUGCAGGAAAUUGAGAGCUUGUUAGCAGGGAACCAAGAAACAGUAGAGACGAAAAAGUCAGGAGAUGAUUAUUCUGAGAACCGAAGGAAUACGUUGCGAUGUUUGCUUUUGUUCAUAAAGCUUCAAGCAGAAUAUCAUCAGCUGUGCUCAAAUCUGGUGUCGUCUGCUAUUGAUCACCUGACAAUCACUUGUGAAGAUCAAGAAAACACUGAACUUCUGCAGCAAAUCCAGUCUUUAAAACUGAAAAACCUCUCCACCCCCAUACCAUCCCCAGUCCGACAUGCAGCUCUUAGCAGAAAGCCGUCUGGGUCAGCCAGUGGCUCCCCAAAACCUCAUAAACAUGGAUUAAAAGCCUCCCUCUUUUCAUUAUUUGAAAGAAAAAAUUCACCAGAAGAAGGAAAAAGUUCUUUUUAUGUUGACAUUAACCAAAAAAAAGGUGAAGAGGAUAUUGUAGGUUCAUCAGAAAAUAUCCAAGAUGGUCAUGUGAUGCAAAAUAACCAAUCAGAGACUGUGUCAGAGAGUAUUGCAAAACAAAAUAGCCAAUCAGAAGUUCUGGUAGACAUUGGGCUGGACCCAAGUCCUUCAGGCAAAAUUUUGAAAGAUACUGCAUCAGCAAUGGGAAAAUCAGUUCUGACUGCUAAUGGACAUGUUGCGACUCAAGAAGAACUUGACAGUGUUAUAAACCUCCUGUCAGGUGUCGGACUGGGACGAGGAACUAUGCAGACCAUCCCAGAAACCCGUAAUCACGUCAACCUCCAAGUGCCUCCAGGGCAGUCUGGUGCUGCUCUCAGUCCCUCAACAUCAGACUCGAUGGACGAGAAAGCUGUCCAAGUUCGUAACAAGUCUCAAAGAAGAUCUGAGGGAUCUAUUGAUUUUUCAGGGUUUAUAAAUACUGGACAUAAUACAUGGCCACAUCAGCACCGGGCAAGUCUACCUGGUGGACAGCUGGGUGCACCACCUCAGAUAACAUAUGAUUUUGCAAGUACCCCAAUAGCACAGCAGCAGCAACAACAACAGAAUUAUUGUCCUGGAUAUCGUCCAACCACACUGCCACCUGGAGGUGCGGGUCACUUUCAGACAGCAUAUGGUAUGGGAUUUCCAGAUCCUAAGCUAAACAGAACAUGGCCAGUGAAUAACUUGGCUGGAUCAGGGUCAGUGAUGGACACAAUAAACAGUAGCUGGUCAGGAGGUCAAGAUUCGGAUGAUCUCAGUGAUGACUCAUCAUGUGGAGAACAGUUUCAUACAAUGUCGAGGUUACAGUACACAGAACCUAGGAGAGACUUGUUUGAGGAUUAUAUGAGAGAUGAUAAAACAGGAGAAGUGAAGCAUCAUAGUCUAGAAGAUCUCUUGGAUAGUCGAUCAAAUACCUGGCCUCAACAAUUACAGCAGCCUUGGUCACAAUCACAUUUAGGGGCGGAGCUUAUGGGGUCACAUGAUCAGUCAGCAUACCAUCGUCCAAUCAGCAUGCAGAUGAGUGAUCCAUUGUCUAGAAGAAAUAUUUGGCAAAAUACUGGUCAAGAGUUUCCAUUGCAACCUUCACAGUCACAGAGUUUACAUGGAGGGCUGGGACCCAUGUGAAAUGAAGGGCUGGUUCCCUUUGUAGGGUUAGAGUUCAUGUAAGGAUUGAUGGCUUGGACCACAUGUUCCACUCACUUCAACUUUUGUUUAAUGAAAAAGACUUUGAAGACCUGUGUAAACACUAAGCAGUUAUUAAUGAAAAAACUCUGAAUUUUUAAUAUUUAUCAAAACACUGUGUGCCUAUUAUUCAAGCUUACGGGCAUUAACAAUACAAAUUUUCAUGAAAAAAACAAAAAAAACUUUGGAGCCUUUGUACAUUAAUCAACGCAAGUUUGCCAAAUUUCAUAGUUGAAGUAACCAUAUUAGAUCUAAGUUUAAUAGGUAAAUAUUACUGUAAUUUAAUUGCAGUGUUUAGGUUUCAGCAAACCAGUACACUUAUUUAUAUCUGACUUCUCCAUGAUAUUUAUGAAAUAAGAAUUUGUUACUGGAAAUGAAAUUUUAGCUAGUUAGAGAAAAGGAACAUAGUAAAAUUAAGUAAGAUCUUUUUUUUUUGAUGACCCGAUUGUCAGGAUGUCAUUCACAUUGCAGUGUAUUGUUUAGAUAUUUUAUUGUCUUAUUUAAGCUAUGCACUUUCUGCUUAAUUGAUAUUAGUGAUUAAAAUGGCAAGAGGGAUGUUAAUCUGAAGCAGUUUAGGCCCCUUUUAUCAUGUUUAAAAAUGAAUAAUAGAUGAGAUAAACUCAUGUUUGCAUAGUAUGUGACCAUUAAUAGAAGAUUUUCAGUAUAUAUCAUUACCUUAGUGCAGUAACAGGUUAACUCCUAUUAUAUUUUUAUAGGAGUAAAUCCCAAGUUCCACUUAAGUUACACUAUAUGUUUAAUGCUCAUCACUAGCUUAUUUAGUUAGAAUUAUGCUGUACUGAAACUGGGGUUAUUACCAAUCUAAAGUCCAGCAUACUUAAAGAAUUUAUUUCACACAAACUCAGUGAUUCAGUCUAAGCCAGUUUAAAGACUUUUAUAAGUCAUAGAAGUGUUCAGGGUAAAUUUUGUGUUCUUGCCAUUUAUUAUUUUGAAAUCCUUUUUUUUUCACCCAAUAAAUGGUGCCAUUUAUUUGUCAUAAAUUUAUUUACACCAUCUAAUCAUACUAACUGACAUAAUAGGGAUAGAAAAUAUGUAUAAAAUCUGGGACAUAAUACUUGUAUAAGAGGAUGAGUGGCUAUGACUUGUUAUGCUGCCUUAUUUUGUUGUCCAAUGCUGCCUUAUUUUGUUGUCCAAUUGACACUUUAAUGGAAUAAUAAGGGUAAUGUUUGAAUACUUUAUUAAUGGUGUCAUAAUUAAAUAAUAAUUACAUUGAUAAAUUUUCAUAAUGCUCUUUAGAUACAAAAAGAUUAAAAUCUAACAUAAGUUAGGUUAUAUUUCUCUUAUUGAUGCUGUUAAUUACAGACAAUAAAAAUACCCUUUCACAAUGAUGAACCUGACGGCAUGUUGGCCUGUGCACUUGAGUGGACAAAAAGCUAACCAUUUGCUUAUCGUCAGUUGCUUGUCCUUUGAUAUUAUAUCCCAGAUUAAGCUUAUUAAAUCUCAAAUUUCAUAAAUUUUAUACUCGAUUUGUAUAAGAUAAUGAAGUGCAAUAUUUUCAUAGCUUAUGUAUAAUAUAAUUGUUAAUUUGUCAUCCUGUAUGGUUACGUUGUACUGAAAAAUGUUUUACAUUAAAUUUUGUUCUAAAUGUUUGCUUUUAAGUUAAGUUUUCGAUAUUGUGAUAACUUAUUAGAUGGU